AGGAGCUGGUCAUUUUUAGUGCCAUCUCAAAUCAGAUACCCAUUCCAGAUGAACUGUAUGAUGCACUUUAUCAAGUACACCAGAUAGCCAUAAGAAAUACUAACAUGGAUCCACACAUCAUGGUUUCCCAAGAGAGAGGAAAAAAUGGCCGUCCACGGAUUUUGAUUUCUGAAGACUCUGUAUCCCAACUGCUUACAUUAGGAUUGCCUGUGACAUGUAUUGCAAGGUUGCUAGGGGUGUCCAAGUUUACAAUUCAUAGACGCAUGGUGGAAUGGGGAUUAUCUGUGAAGGCAACCUACAGCAACAUUGCAGAUGCAGAGCUAGACUCACUUGUGGCAACAAUCCACACAAGCAAUCCGAAUGCAGGUUACAGAAUGAUGAUGGGUCUGCUGAGAGCACAAGGUCAUCGGGUACAGUGGGAUAGAGUUCGUUCUUCAAUGCAUCGAGUUGACACUGCAAGCAUUGUUUCCAGGAUGUCACAAUUAGGAUGUGUGGUUAGGAGGACAUAUUCUGUGCCCAGCCCAAAGUCCCUGAUGCACAUUGACACAAACCACAAGUUGAUACGGUAUAACAUUGUGAUAUUUGGAGGGAUCGAUGGCUUCUCCAGGAAGAUAAUGUACCUUGGUGUGUCAAAUAACAAUCUGGCUUCCACAACACUGUCUUUUUUCCAUGAGGCAGUUCAGAAGUUUGGAUUUCCACUGAGGGUUCGGGGGGAUCAUGGAGGGGAGAAUGUAGAUGUGGCCUGCCUUAUGUUCUCUGUCCGAGGAACGGGGAGAAGUAGCUUCAUUGCUGAAUUGAGCGAUUGUGGCGGGAUGUGUUCACUGCGGUUACCUCCCACUUCCCAUGUUCUGCACCAGCUGGAAGAGGAUGGGCAUCUUGAUCUGUCCAGCAGUCUUCACAUCUUCUGCUGUCACUAUGCCUUUAUCCCACGGCUCCAAGUCCAUCUCAAUAUAUUUAGAGAUGGAUGGGACAACCAUCCCCUUUCAUCAGAGGGCAACCUCUCUCCACAUCAGCUGUGGCAACUGGGGCAGCAGUACCAUUCAGAAGAGUGUGAUGAGAAUCUACAGAUUCCACAAAUUGACUGGGAAAGCAGCGGCCUUAUCCCCAGUGACACAAAUUCUGGCAUCCAGGUUCCUGAAAUUGAAUGUCCACUGAGUUCUGAGGAACUUAAUGAACUAAAGGCUGCUGUGGACCCAAUGCAACCAUCAGGAAAUUUUGGGGCAGAUGUUUACAUUGCUACACUGCAGUACAUGCAUAGUAUUGGCUAUAUGUAAGACAGUUGAAAUAUCUUUGAGAUAACCCUCCCCCCCCAA
Messenger RNA from Carassius auratus (goldfish), 1313 nucleotides. RefSeq lists its product as uncharacterized. The transcript is spliced from 6 exons. The coding region runs from base 105 to 1274 and encodes 389 amino acids. Lineage: Eukaryota; Metazoa; Chordata; Actinopteri; Cypriniformes; Cyprinidae. The record is from RefSeq and is a predicted model, not a curated record.